CGUCCGUCAGGCAUUAGGUCCAGAAUGGUGAAUGAAGUUUCGGAUCUGUGUUGAUGGACAGGGAUUGGGUCACAGAAAUUUCACCACGACACAAUGAAGGCUUUUCGAUGUAUGGCCAUUUCAUGAUCGAAUCAGAAUACAAUAUUUUGCUACCUAGCCUUUUGGAUAGUUUGAAAUAAUUGUAUUAAUGUGCCAUCAUGUAUGGGAACCGAGGAAAUAAUCAAGAAAAGGAUGAGUAUGCCAAGGAGCGAGCUAUCAUGAAUGAUGUAGAUGACAAUGGAUGGAGUCACAUCCACCAUGCUGCCAUGCAUGGCUUCAUCAAGUCCAUCGAAAGAUUUGUAGCAGCCAGUGAAGACCAGUUGGAGUUCCCUACAAAUUGCAGUCGCCAGCUAACACCGCUUCUUGUGUCUGUCGAUAGUGGUAAGCUUGAGACUGUACAGUGCUUGGUGCAGCUCGGAUCGGAUCUACGAUAUUCAAACCAGCAUAAUACUGGCAUUGUGGAACUUGCCUGCAUGAAAGGUUAUGUGGAUAUCUUGGAAUACUUCAUUGCUUUAAAUCAUAAGGAUCUUCCAGUGUGGACAAGAUUGAUGAAAUUUCUUCUGUCUGACAAUGACUCAGAUGCAAUAGCUGCAACUAAUGUCCUCACAAAACUUACCAAAUCUGAUGGGUUACAAAAGAAUGAGCAUUCAGAAUCGAUCAUUAGCCACAAUGGCAUUCCGACUCUUGUGAAAGUGAUUAAGUCAAUGAUAAAUGACAAAGCAAAAGUUGGAGCUUACCAGGUUCUUUUAAAUUUAUUGUCAAUGCAAGUUGUCAAAGACCAAUUUGUCACGGCUGGAGGUAUACCAAUAUCACUUGACAUCCUUAAAGGCAAGGAUGCUAGUCAAGAAUUGAUGUUGGUCACAGCAGUUUUCUUAUGCAAACUCUCAGAGGAGAAGGAGUUUGUUGACUUACUGGAAAAAAGUGGUGGAAUUGAAAUUCUGAUCAAACUUUGCCAGACCAGUAAUGAUGCCGAGAUCCUUGUACAGGUAAUUGAUAUGCUUGGACUUUUUGCAGCAAGCGAUGAAAAACAUCAGCAAUCGAUAGGAGGAAUUGCUGGGUCUUUUUCUGCUCUGGUGGCAUUGUUUGACUCUGACACAUCAAAGGUUCUGUUGUUGUCAUUAGCCAAAGCUGUAAGUUUUAUUGUUCGAGGAAAUAAAGUAAAUCAAGAUGCAUUUGUUAAUGAAGGAGGUUCAUCUGUUUUGAUAACUAUGGCAAGCAUGAGGAACAGAGAGCUUCAACUAAAUGCUAUUCAUACAUUGCAUAUGGUCGCGAAAGAUAAUCCUCAUACACAGAAAGCCAUCUUAGAAGAAGGUGGUGUAAUGCCACUGAUGCAGCUCUUAAAAAGAAGCCGUGCUCCUAAAGUGCAUGUAGUGACAGCAGGAGCUCUCUGGGCCCUUGCUGGUGAAGACAUUGAAGAGCAAAGGACAAUGGCAGGAAUGGUUGGAGUCCAGCUCUUGAUAGAAUUUUUGAAUGCUUUAGCUGACAAUGAUCUUCUGCAUUACAUUGGCGCAGAGGGUCUAGCAGUUCUCUCACAAGGUCCACACAACAAGCAGAACAUCAUUGCCCAAGCGAAUGGUGUUCAACCUCUGGUAAGACUCCUCCGGUCACCAAAAGAACACAUUGUCUUGAGUGCCAUCCGUGCAUUGAGGUAUCUGUGUGUAGGUAUUGGGUUCAUCCCUCAAAAGAAGAACCAAAAUACGAUCCUAAGUGCACGUGGUAUUCGUUACUUAGUAGCUUUGAUGGUUCAUUCUCGUAACGAAUUGGUCCAAGUUGAGGCUGCUCUGACACUUGGUUCUUGUUCAAUUGGUAACUCGGAUGUAAUGAAUGAUGUUUCUGAAAACAUGGAGUUUGAUUAUGUACACAUCCUGCGCUUACUGUACAGCAAAGAAGAGAUUGUGAGGUUAUUGGCAGGGUCUGCGCUGGCAGCGUUCGCUUUCAACAAUGUUGCCCAACAACAGGAAAUUGCAGAGUCUGGAGGAGUACGGUACCAUUGUUUUGUCCCAUAUUUGAAGUCAGAUGAUGAGUUUUACAGGUGCAAUGCAGCUUUUCAGGUUGUAGUACUAGCAAGGAUAAUCCCAGAUGAAGACCAGGCAACGUCGUCAGCAAUUGGCAUCAAACUGUUAGUGGACAUGCUUGAGCAGUCGAAGAAUGACCAAAUAUUAACCAUAACAUGUGACUGUAUUGCUAGGCUAGCCCAUACAAGAGCUGGUGUUCCUGCUGCCAUUGUUUCUAUUGAAUCUAUUGACAAACUUUGUGGGCUUCUUUGUGCCGAUAAUGAGCAAGUUAGGGGGUCUGCAGCCAUUGCACUUGGCUACUUAAGUUUCAAUCACAUUGCUGAGCGGCAGCUUUUGAAUAAGUGCCGUCUUGAUCCAUACUUCUUCAAGGUGAUCAGGUAUUUCACGCAUGAUUACAAGUUAUCGCCUGCAUUCAUUGAAGCAUGGCAACAUUACAAGCACAUAGGACUGCCGCCAAUUAAGACAUCAGUACACGGGACUGAACCCUGGGGAGACUGGGCCGAAUCACCAGCCCGUUUCUCCCACGAACAUGUUGACUUCCAAUUACCAUGAAGAGGGAACAGUUACGGAGGUGCCAAGCACAAACAAUGCCAGUGCUGAUGUCGGACCUCCACCAUCAAGAGGAUCUCAACCAAGUAUACGCAGUCAUCCAUCUACCGCUAGGAGCCAGAUGUCACGGAGAUCAGUCAUGAUGUCUACUGGUUCUUGAUGAUGUCCAACAUUGCUUGUUGAUCUUGAUGAUGAACUGGUUCUUUAUGAUUCUGAUUCUUAAAGGUGUCUACUUGUUCUUCAUGACGACAGCUGGCUUUUAAAGAUGUCAACUUGUUCUUCAUGUUAUCUACUGUAUGUCUUGGUUGUUGGCAAAUGUCAACUAUUUCUUGAUAUCUGCUGGUUCUUGAUAAUCUCUAUUAGUUAAUAAUGAAGUCAGCUUGCUGGUUCUUAGUUGUUUACUGGUCCUAAAUCCUUAUAAAUUUAUUUCUCUAAAUCCAAUUCAACCAUUUUUAUUUUCUAGAAUCAAGAGUUAUUUUAAUGAUGUGUUGAAUGAUUAUCAUUCAUGUUUUAAUAUAAAUGUUUUAUACUUAUAUUUUUAAAAAUCAGAUGGUAUUUAAAUUUUUUUUUAAAGUUAGUUAUUAGAAUUCAUGAGAUUUUAUGUUGAUUUUGCAAAUGUAUUUAUAUUAUGUAUAUAUUCUAAUGAGCUUAUAUAUGUUGAGUCUAUGCAAAAUUUAAUUGAAGUAUAGUAUAUUAUUUAGCACAAAACAUAACAAUAGCACCAUAAUUAGUCUAUCUUUUCAUUUAUUUAAAAAGAUUAAACCUUUACCAGGCCAACCAGUUAGACAUUACAAAUCAUCCUAUGACCAGGGUUACUGAAGUCAUUUAAAAGUCAAUGGAAAUGUUAUAAAGACAUUUUAAUAAAUUGACUAAUUUACAUAAUAGUUCAUUUAAAUAUUACCGUUGAGCUAAUUACCUUGAAAUGGAAUAGAUAUUAUGCUGGCCACCUUGGAAUAUAGUUUUAAUGAAUAUGAUUCUUAAAUGUAAAUUUUGGCAUCUUUAUUAAAACAUAGUAAAAAUUUAGAUUGUUUUUUGUAAUUUAUUGUCAUAACCAAAAUACAAAUAUUCAAAUACUGUAA
Messenger RNA from Anneissia japonica, 3682 nucleotides. RefSeq names its product ankyrin and armadillo repeat-containing protein-like. The record is from RefSeq and is a predicted model, not a curated record. NCBI's taxonomy places the organism in Eukaryota, Metazoa, Echinodermata, Crinoidea, Comatulida, Comatulidae. Gene Ontology annotation, molecular function: protein binding.